CUUUUAACAGCGCAUGCGUGCAGCGUUGCCUCGCCCAAAGAAGACUACAAUCUCCAGGGAAACCUGGGGCAUCUCGCGCAAACGUCCACAACUGAAAGUGGCUAAGGCAUCCCAGCCGGAGGAAGUGAGCUCUCCUGGGGUGUGGUUGUUCGUGAUCCUUGCAUCUGUUACUUAGGGUCAAGGCUUGGGUCUUGCCCCACAGACCCUUGGGACGACCUGGCCCCAGUGCAGCUAUGAACCUGGAGCGAGUGUCCAAUGAGGAGAAGUUGAACCUGUGCCGGAAGUACUACCUGGGGGGGUUUGCUUUCCUGCCUUUUCUCUGGUUGGUCAACAUCUUCUGGUUCUUCCGAGAGGCCUUCCUUGUCCCAGCCUACACAGAACAGAGCCAAAUCAAAGGCUAUGUCUGGCGCUCAGCUGUGGGCUUCCUCUUCUGGGUGAUAGUGCUCACCUCCUGGAUCACCAUCUUCCAGAUCUACCGGCCCCGCUGGGGUGCCCUUGGGGACUACCUCUCCUUCACCAUACCCCUGGGCACCCCCUGACAACUUAUGCACAGACUGGGGCCCUGCUCAUUCUCCCAGGACAGGCUCCUUAGAGCAGAGGAGCCUGUCCCGGGAGCCCCUUCUCAAACUCCUAAGACUUGCUUUCAUGUCCCACGUUCUCUGCUGACAUCCCCCAAUAAAGGACCCUAACUUUC
This is a messenger RNA of Pongo pygmaeus (Bornean orangutan), 694 nucleotides long. RefSeq names its product presenilin enhancer, gamma-secretase subunit (gene PSENEN). Gene Ontology annotation, biological process: Notch receptor processing. Bases 234 to 539 code for a protein of 101 amino acids. NCBI's taxonomy places the organism in Eukaryota, Metazoa, Chordata, Mammalia, Primates, Hominidae. The record is from RefSeq and is a predicted model, not a curated record. Gene Ontology annotation, cellular component: gamma-secretase complex. The transcript has 4 exons.